GCCACUCACUUUCUGAUGUUGCACGACGGGAAAUGCUUUGAAUACUUACGACAUGGCCGCUCACAUUGAUUGCCAAGAUUGACAGCAGUAACCAUCGCCUUCACUUGUUUCAGGAGGGGGAAAAAAAAAUAAUGAACCUGAUUGUAACCAAAUCUCCAGGCAACCCAUCCGCAAACUUCUAACGAUCGGGAUCCUGCACAUCCAUGGCCCGGAGAAACACCAGCAGACUUUAGCUCAUUUAUUUUAUUUUAUUUUAUUUUAUUUUAUUUUAUUUUAUUUUAUUUUACUGAAUUACUACCCAUUUAUCCCUCCUUCUCUCUCUCCUUUCACCUCCCUCUCUCUUUUUUUUUAAUGAAAAUUACCGAAGCGCAUUGCAAAAAAAAAAGGAGGCUCUCCCAUUGCUUUGUGCCACACUGGAUCCCGAGGAGGUCAGUUUCAUGAAUUCAAAAGCAACUUACCAGUGAUUUCUGGGAGCUGGGGCUGAUUUUCUUGUUUAUUUAAGAAUGUCUUCCAAGCAGGCAACCUCUCCAUUCGCAUGUGCAGCUGAUGGAGAGGAAACAAUGACCCAGGACUUAGCAUCACGAGACAAGGAAGAGGGCAACAGUGAUCAGCAGGCAACCUCUCAUCUGCCUCUACAUAAUGUAAUGCACAACAAACCUCACGCUGAGGAGCUACCAACUCUGGUCACAACCAUCCAACAAGAUGCUGAAUGGGAUGGGGUCAUCUCAGCCCAACACCGAAUGGAGUCAGAGAGUAAUAAGUUAUGUUCCCUAUAUUCCUUCCGAAAUACCUCUACCUCACCACACAAGCCCGACGAAGGAGGUCGUGACCGCAGUGAGCUAAUGACCAGUGUUAAUUUUGGAACGCCAGAACGCCGCAAAGGAAGUCUUGCUGAUGUGGUGGACACACUGAAGCAGAAGAAACUAGAAGAAAUGACCAGGACUGAGCAAGAGGAUUCAUCCUGCAUGGAAAAGCUACUUUCUAAAGACUGGAAGGAGAAGAUGGAAAAAUUAAACACAAGUGAUCUUCUUGGAGAAAUUAAAGGUACACCAGAAAGCCUGGCAGAAAAAGAGCGACAGCUCUCUACCAUGAUCACCCAGCUGAUCAGCUUACGGGAGCAGCUCCUGGCUGCCCACGAUGAGCAGAAAAAGCUGGCAGCUUCACAAAUUGAAAAACAACGGCAGCAAAUGGACCUUGCUCGCCAGCAGCAAGAACAGAUUGCAAGACAACAGCAGCAACUUCUGCAACAGCAGCACAAAAUCAAUCUACUGCAGCAGCAAAUUCAGCAGGUUCAGGGUCACAUGCCUCCGCUCAUGAUCCCAAUUUUUCCACACGACCAGCGGACAUUGGCAGCGGCUGCUGCAGCCCAGCAGGGAUUCCUCUUCCCCCCAGGAAUAACUUACAAGCCAGGUGAGAACUACCCGGUGCAGUUCAUUCCCUCCACGAUGGCAGCUGCCGCUGCUUCUGGACUCAGCCCUCUGCAGCUCCAGCAACUAUAUGCAGCUCAGCUGGCUAGCAUGCAAGUUUCUCCUGGAGCCAAAAUGCCAUCUACUCCACAGCCACCAAAUACGACAGGGGCGCUUUCACCCACUGGCAUGAAAAAUGAGAAGAGAGGGACCAGCCCGGUAACUCAAGUUAAGGAUGAAGCAGCCCAGCCACUGAAUCUUUCAGCCCGACCGAAGACAGCUGAACCUGUCAAAUCCCCGACAUCUCCAACACAGAACCUCUUUCCAGCUAGUAAAAGCAGUCCAGUGACUGUGACAAGUAAGAGUGGCAUCCCCAGCCCCCUCGGUGGAACUCUAGGAAGAGGAUCCUCUUUAGAUAUCCUUUCCAGUCUUAACUCACCUGCCCUGUUUGGGGACCAGGACACAGUAAUGAAAGCCAUUCAGGAGGCUCGAAAAAUGAGAGAGCAAAUCCAAAGGGAGCAGCAGCAGCAGCAGCCACAUGGUGUUGAUGGAAAAUUGCCCUCCAUGAACAACAUGGGUCUUAACAACUGCAGGAAUGAAAAGGAAAGAUCAAGGUUUGAAAAUCUAGGCCCACAGUUAACAGGAAAACCCAAUGAAGAUGGAAAACUGGGCCCUGGUGUCAUUGAUCUUACAAGGCCAGAAGAUGCAGAAGGAAGUAAAGCAAUGAAUGGCUCUGCAGCUAAACUACAGCAGUAUUAUUGUUGGCCAACAGGAGGUGCCACUGUGGCUGAAGCUCGAGUCUACAGGGAUUCGCGGGGCCGAGCCAGCAGCGAACCGCACAUCAAACGGCCAAUGAAUGCUUUCAUGGUCUGGGCGAAGGACGAACGCCGGAAAAUUCUCCAGGCUUUCCCUGACAUGCACAACUCCAACAUCAGCAAAAUCCUAGGAUCUCGCUGGAAGUCCAUGUCGAAUCAAGAGAAACAACCUUACUAUGAAGAGCAGGCACGGCUAAGUAAAAUCCACCUAGAAAAGUACCCGAAUUACAAAUAUAAACCCCGACCAAAACGUACCUGCAUUGUUGAUGGAAAGAAAUUGCGUAUUGGUGAAUACAAACAACUGAUGAGGUCUCGGAGACAGGAGAUGAGGCAGUUUUUUACCGUAGGACAACAGCCUCAAAUUCCAAUCACCACAGGAACAGGUGUUGUCUACCCUGGUGCUAUUACCAUGGCAACUACCACGCCGUCACCUCAGAUGACAUCCGACUGCUCUAGCACCUCUGCCAGCCCUGAGCCCAGCAUCCCUGUCAUUCAGAGCACUUACGGUAUGAAGACGGACAGCGGAAGCCUUGCUGGAAAUGAAAUGAUAAAUGGAGAGGAUGAAAUAGAAAUGUAUGAGGACUAUGAGGAUGAUCCCAAAUCAGACUAUAGCAGUGAAAAUGAAGCCCACGAGGCAGUCAGUGCCAACUGAGGAGUGUUCACAGAAUUAAAGUACUCAGACUCAUUUGUUUUUUGGGUUUUUUUUUUUUUUUUUUUUUUUGAACAAAAAGUUCUUAAAGAGCCUGCAUGCAUGUGUGGCUCCUACAAUUACAUCAGCAGAAUGGUCUUAAAUGUUUCUUAACGUGUGAGACAGAUUGUUUCCCUAAUUUUUCAUGAACUUGGGUUUUUUGUUUUUGUUUUUUUUUUUAAUUUAGAUGAAGACAUAUAUUAAAUAUCAGACAUCAGGACUUGAAAACUUAUAUGAAUCAAUAGCUGUCUUACAAGUCUUACCUUUUGUCUUUUUCCUUUUGGAUGCUGAUAAAGGUUUAAGUUACUGUUUUAGAUGGGGGUUAUACAUUCUCACUCAGGUAUGCUGUGCCAGCCUACAGGUUGUGAAUGUGUUUUUAUUC
Messenger RNA from Rhea pennata, 3291 nucleotides. RefSeq names its product SRY-box transcription factor 6 (gene SOX6). NCBI's taxonomy places the organism in Eukaryota, Metazoa, Chordata, Aves, Rheiformes, Rheidae. The transcript is spliced from 16 exons. Gene Ontology annotation, cellular component: nucleus. Gene Ontology annotation, biological process: positive regulation of chondrocyte differentiation; central nervous system development; cell fate commitment. Gene Ontology annotation, molecular function: DNA-binding transcription factor activity, RNA polymerase II-specific; RNA polymerase II cis-regulatory region sequence-specific DNA binding. The record is from RefSeq and is a predicted model, not a curated record. The coding region runs from base 504 to 2873 and encodes 789 amino acids.